ACAUCGUUACCUCCAUUUUCGCUCAGAACAGCGCGUCGUAGACGCUUAUUUCGAAAAGUUCCCGGUUAUAUUGUCGCUUGCCGCCUUUCGAGACAUUACUGAUGGAUCGUUCACUGAUCCUGUCGCCCGCAGACUUCCAGCCAGCCAUCUGACGGGCGAAGCAACUAGUGGGGUUAUACAGGCGGACCGAACCUCUGCUCAGUGAGCAUGGCGCUCACUUUCCAAAAUGCGUGGCAGUCUGCGCUCAACGUUGAAAAAGCGCUGUUGAACAACCUCGCUGAAAAAGAGCCCACAUUUGCCGAAAUAUCUCAUAAUAUAUCGGAACUCCGCACUGCUUGUCAAAAUGCCAUUCUCCAGGACUUUGAGACCGCCCGGUCCAUUGACGUUGAAGGUCGCCUCUGGGAUGCACAUCUCAAGAUCAACACUCGCUUUCGAAAAUUACUCUCCCGCUUUCGUGACGACAACGAGAAGAAAAAGAAGCCGGUGGAGCGCAGAAAAUUUGAGAAGCACUACCUGGAGUUCAUCAAAUCGAGCCAGCGAUUCUACCGCGGCUACAUACAACAACUGGCAUCCCACUUCGGGGGCAUUUCGGAAUUGGAAAAAGUCGCGCGGAAGUUCAACUUCGACGACCUGUCUGCGGCGCCUCCCAUCCAAACCUCUGAAUCUCUACGGAAAUCCAUCCUCCGAUCAUGCCAUGCGACACUUGUUCGCCUAGGUGACCUCUCCCGUUACCGUGAAACGGAGUUGGUUUCCAAAGAACGUAAUUGGGGUCCAGCGAUUGGCUAUUAUGACCUAGCCUCCGUAAUAUAUCCAGCUUCUGGUGCGUCGCACAACCAGUUGGCUGUCAUCGCGCUUGCCGAUGCGAACCACCUGAAAGCCACCUACCACCUCUACCGGGCACUUUCGGCCCAAGAACCCCAUCCGACGGCUAGGGGUAAUCUCGAGAUCGAGUUCAGGAAGGUUCUGAGUUUAUGGGCGAAAGGGGAGCUGAUUCGACGUGAUGAUGCUGGUACCCCAGGGAGAUCUCUAGCGCCUCUGUUCGUCUAUCUUCAUGCCCAGUGUUACAGAGGGGUUGACUUCCCGGAGCAUGAUGAGCUCGAAAGUGAAGUUCUUAACCAACUGGCUGUGGACCUUAAAGAACGCUCUUUGGAGGGUAUUCUGCAAAAAUUCUGUUUGAUCAAUAUCGCAGCGGAGGAUUCCUCCCGAACCCGGUCGGAUGAGAGACCGAAGACGAAUGCGCAUCUAUUCUUUCAACGUAUUAAUGUCAAAACAUACUUCACGCUUCUACAAAUCCUCUUGGCUGAGGUUGAACGAUUUGUCGUUGAGGAUUCAAGCAGUAACAACAGUAAAAACAAAGUUGGAGCUGACAAGAUUACUGUAGUUGUUCGGCGGAUCUUGCCGGCUCUCCGCAAUUACAGCUCUUGGCUAUUGACAGUGAGCAACUACUUGGUUGCCUAUAAGGAAAAGGAUACCCCUUUGGCAGUCCAACUCACCGAAUUCUGGAAGAUUUAUGCCAACACUCUAACACUACUUGCAUCCACCUUUGACGUGGUGCAUCUUCCCGAAGUGGACUACCUCCUUGAGGAAGACGAAGAGACUUUGUGUUUCAUGCCAUUAAGCAAAGGCGCUACGUCGCGCAGGUAUCUAGAUGUGAAUGGACAGCGAAAACCUUCAAUGAAUGAUCCAGGCAUUGAGAGGAAUCAUCCUAAUAUUGAGAUGCUCUCCCGCAUUCGAGAAUUCGUCAUUGAUGGCUUGGAUCUGGUCGUGGGCAAUAAAAUACCCGUUGCCCUUGUUGAUGAUGAAGACAAGAAAACGUUCAUCUACAAGGAGGAUGGUCUUCCAUCUCAAUUCUUUGCUAGUCCCACUGGUCAUCACCACUCACUCUCCACCGCCAGCAUUGAACGAGAGGAUAUUCGACAGGUCAAACAGGAAGCAAACUACCAAAUAGAUGCCAGAAGUACAUUCGGAGGCUCCCAAUCUGCGUCCGUGUCCAUGUCAGCUGCGAUGAACGGCAUCGUUGAAGGAGUUGAGCGCUUGGUCGAAUCUGACACUUACGAAAAUGCUCCAGUAAUCCCUAAUCGGUCCUUUGAUGCAAUCUCGAACACUGUUCCAAGGGAUGAUAAACUCCCUGCUCGCCAGACUCCUGUUGCACCUCCUGGCUUGGGACCUCCUAUGACUAGCUAUUCUGCUGCUUUGCCUCAGGUUUCGUCAUCUCAAUCGUUCACUCCACAAGCUGCCAUCCCCGGCCUUCCUACCAUCUGGAGCACUGGUACCUUUUCUCCCGAAUUUCGCGAUGUUUCUUCGCACACUGCAUCAGGACUUGGAUUACUAAACGCCCAGGGGCCAAAGGUCACGGGGAACGCCAACAGCCCAGGUCUUCAAUACGUGCCUGAAAGUGCCGUCAAAAGCGAAUCAAUUUCCCGCCAGAGCCUUUUCGCAGAAAGCCAGCUAGAAGGCACUACUUUCAAUAAUGGACCUGUAUCUCCGUUCCUCGCCCCGUCAAUGUAUCACCAACGCUUUUCUGGCUCCUCAUGGGAUCGAGAUGGCAUAGGCGCGCCGGCCAGUCAACAACAGGCGUUGCCUCGUUCUACAGGCUUCGGACUCGCCAGUCAGCCCAUGUCGAGCGGAUUCACCAACAAUACGUGGGCCAAUAAUGCUUUCAUAGGCAGUACGAUCACAUCAGGAUACGGUUCUUAUCCGGGGCUAGACGACGCUCGCAAAACGCCCUCAGCUCAGUAUGGUGCCAUUGGUCAAUCCCCCCGUCUAGGACAAAGUGGCUGA
Molecule: messenger RNA, 2781 nt
Organism: Aspergillus nidulans FGSC A4
Lineage: Eukaryota; Fungi; Ascomycota; Eurotiomycetes; Eurotiales; Aspergillaceae
Exons: 7
Coding region: 208-2781 (857 amino acids)
Cellular component (GO): nucleus
Source: RefSeq, a predicted model, not a curated record